AUGGCCAUGAAGGUCAUUGCUAACGGAUGUGUGCUUGGUCGAGGAGCGUAUUUCAAAGAUGGUUGGAAUAUCCUAGAUGGGACGCUCGUAAUUAUAUCCCUGAUUAAUGUUCUCUUCGAACUGUUUGCAACUGGCGAUUCUCCAAAAAUCUUCGGAGUGAUUCGAGUGUUGCGCCUUCUCCGAGCUCUUCGACCGUUGCGAGUCAUCAACCGAGCACCCGGUGUCAAACUCGUUGUCAUGACACUUAUUUCUAGCUUGAAGCCCAUCGGAAACAUUGUGCUUAUAUGCUGCACAUUCUUCAUCAUCUUUGGUAUUCUCGGCGUGCAGUUGUUCAAAGGUAUGAUGUUUCAUUGCGUUGGGCCGGAUAUAGCUAACGUUACCAACAGAGCCGACUGCCUGCAUGAUCCACGAAACAAAUGGGUUAAUCACCGAUACAAUUUCGACAACUUGGGACAGGCGUUGAUGUCGCUGUUCGUCUUGUCCAGUAAGGACGGGUGGGUGUCAAUAAUGUAUCAAGGUAUAGACGCUGUUGGUGUGGAUCUGCAGCCAAUCGAGAACUAUAAUGAAUGGCGUAUGAUUUACUUCAUUUCCUUCCUGCUUCUUGUUGGGUUUUUUGUACUAAACAUGUUCGUCGGGGUCGUAGUUGAAAAUUUUCACAAAUGUAAAGAAGCGCUAGAGAAGGAAAUGCGUGAGAAGGCAAGGGAAAAACGCCUACAGAGGAAGCUAAAACGCCAAAAGAUGUUCCUAAAUGGAAUUGUUACAUCGAAGUACUUCGACCUGGCCAUAGCGGCUGUUAUAGGCAUCAAUGUAAUAUCCAUGGCUAUGGAGUUCUACAUGAUGCCGCCAGGGUUAAAGUAUGUUCUAAAAGCUUUAAAUUAUUUUUUCACAGCCGUGUUUACACUUGAAGCAGCAAUGAAACUUGUUGCUCUUGGCGUGAGAAGGUUCUUCAGUGAAAGAUGGAACCGCCUUGAUAUGUUCAUUGUCUUUCUUUCUGUUGCCGGUAUCAUUUUCGAAGAAUUUGAAGCUUUGGAACUGCCCAUAAACCCAACAAUCAUCAGAGUGAUGAGAGUGCUGCGUAUCGCCAGAGUGUUGAAACUGCUUAAGAUGGCCAAGGGUAUUCGAUCUUUGUUGGACACUGUUGGAGAAGCGCUUCCACAGGUUGGAAAUCUUGGUUCGCUGUUCUUUCUACUCUUUUUCAUUUUUGCCGCUCUUGGUGUUGAGCUGUUCGGAAAGCUUGAGUGUUCCGAGGAUCAUCCUUGCGAUGGAUUAGGAGAACAUGCACAUUUCAAGAACUUCGGCAUGGCUUUUUUAACUCUAUUCCGCAUCGCUACGGGUGAUAAUUGGAAUGGAAUAAUGAAGGAUGCCCUUCGAGACGAUUGUGACUCAUCAGAUCACUGCGAAACUAAUUGCUGCGUAGAUCCCAUACUUGCGCCUUGCUUCUUCGUGAUAUUCGUCUUAAUUUCACAAUUCGUCCUCGUAAAUGUUGUUGUCGCCGUGCUGAUGAAACAUCUGGAGGAAAGCAACAAGCGGGAAGCCGACGGCGACGCCCCUGAGGGUGCUCAAGGUAUUCUUUCAAAGCUUAUCAGUAAAGACAUCGAUAUUGAAGAUUGUAACAAUGAAAAAGAGAUCUCGAUGAAUACCCUUGAGCAAGAGCUGAUCGAAGUGGAGCAUCGAAUCGAAGAGGAGAUCAGGCGACGCAGCAGCUGCCAUGCCGAAGCCGAACUUCAGCCUCUUUAUGGAAGCUGUGAUACCUACAAAGAAGACGAUAUCGACUACGAGGAGGACAUUUCCGCAGAUCGUUCAGCCAAGGAUUUCGUAAAGUGAGU
Molecule: messenger RNA, 1826 nt
Organism: Strongylus vulgaris
Lineage: Eukaryota; Metazoa; Nematoda; Chromadorea; Rhabditida; Strongylidae
Source: the annotation of a GenBank genome assembly